Phoenix dactylifera (date palm) is the source of this 1868-nucleotide messenger RNA. Its product is annotated as UDP-glucuronic acid decarboxylase 2-like. Gene Ontology annotation, molecular function: UDP-glucuronate decarboxylase activity; NAD+ binding. NCBI's taxonomy places the organism in Eukaryota, Viridiplantae, Streptophyta, Magnoliopsida, Arecales, Arecaceae. Gene Ontology annotation, biological process: D-xylose metabolic process. The record is from RefSeq and is a predicted model, not a curated record. Gene Ontology annotation, cellular component: cytoplasm.
GCAUCCGAUUCGGCGGCCUUUGGGAACGUGUCCGCGCGCCAAUAUCCCGGGAAAAUAUCUAGAUAAUUCCUCCACAAAAGUUUCUCCUACAGAAAAGCCCUCCACGUUUUGCAGAAAGGCCCCUGUUCUCCGGCUAACGCCCCCGCUGAUCGGUAAUGGGCCCGUCCGAGCUCAUCUACCGACGGCACGAAUCUCAUCGCCAUCCGGACGGCGGGUACUCCCCGAAGCCCGAGAAGCAGUGGCUCGCCGUCGCCCGUCCCGUCCGGUACCUCCUCCGGGAGCAGCGCCUCCUCUUCGUCCUCCUCGGCAUGGCCCUCGCGGCCGUGCUCUUCUCCGUUCCACACCCUUCCUUCCGUCGUCCACCUCCGCUCGCCGGCGGCGUCGGCGGAGGAGCGACGGGGCUGGCGCACCCCCACCACCAUCGCGGCCACCGGCGGUGGUCGGAGCGGGCGGCGACGGCGGGGGGGAAGGUGCCGCUGGGGCUGCGGAGGCGGGGGCGUCGGGUGGUGGUGACGGGCGGCGCGGGGUUCGUGGGGAGCCACCUGGUGGAUCGGCUGAUGGCGAGAGGGGACAGCGUGAUCGUGGUCGACAACUUCUUCACCGGGAGGAAGGAGAACGUGAUGCACCACCUGGGCAACCCCAACUUCGAGCUCAUCCGCCACGACGUCGUCGAGCCGCUGCUGCUCGAGGUGGAUCAGAUAUACCACCUCGCCUGCCCGGCUUCCCCUGUUCACUACAAGUUCAAUCCCGUCAAGACUAUCAAGACCAACGUGGUGGGAACUCUCAACAUGCUCGGACUUGCAAAGAGGGUAGGAGCGAGGUUCCUCCUUACUAGCACCAGUGAGGUCUAUGGUGAUCCCCUGCAGCAUCCUCAAGUCGAAACUUACUGGGGCAACGUCAAUCCGAUUGGCGUUAGGAGCUGCUACGACGAGGGGAAGCGCACAGCCGAGACCCUAACUAUGGACUACCAUCGUGGUGCCCAAGUCGAGGUGAGGAUUGCUAGGAUCUUCAACACGUAUGGCCCUCGUAUGUGCAUCGAUGAUGGCCGGGUCGUCAGCAACUUCGUGGCACAGGCACUGAGGAAGGAGCCAUUAACAGUAUAUGGAGAUGGGAAGCAGACUCGGAGCUUCCAGUAUGUGUCAGACUUGGUGGAGGGUCUGAUCCGGUUGAUGGAUGGGGAGCACGUCGGGCCCUUCAACCUUGGCAACCCAGGCGAGUUCACCAUGCUGGAGCUGGCCAAGGUGGUGCAGGACACCAUCGACCCCAAUGCCGCCAUCGAUUUCCGUCCCAACACUCAAGAUGAUCCCCACAAGCGCAAGCCCGACAUUACUAAGGCUAAAGAACUCCUCGGCUGGGAGCCUACAAUCUCCCUCCGCCAAGGCCUUCCCCUCAUGGUCACCGACUUCCAAAAGCGCAUUUUUGGCGAUCAUGGAUCCUAAUCUUCACGCUAGUUAUUGAAGUCCUACUCUUCUACUCCACUCUACUCUGGGAGUGGAUAAACACUCAUCAGGAAUGAAAGCAUGGCAGCAGAAGGUUUCAUUCAAAACAAGGAAAUGCUAAGGUCUGACUUGCUUCAUUCAUUUGAUGUAUGGGAGAGGUCAACCACUAGUAGUGAUGAUGACUGGAGGAAGCCUAAAGUAGUCUGAUUCACAUUGAUUUGCUUCCUCUGUAGCAGUUUUAUAUUUCUUAAAUACAAUGUUAUGUUUGUGCUCCAAGCCUAAAGACAACCAGGUGUUGGCGUAGAAGCAAAGACAUAUUUACUCUGUACUGGGAUUAUUGUUUACACCUUUAUAUUCAACUUUGUAGCAACAAUUCCGGCAGUUAAUAGUAAAUGGUUGUGCUGUAUCUGCCAUUUCUGUUUUUUGUUA